This is a messenger RNA of Fraxinus pennsylvanica, 918 nucleotides long. The record is from the annotation of a GenBank genome assembly. Lineage: Eukaryota; Viridiplantae; Streptophyta; Magnoliopsida; Lamiales; Oleaceae.
AUGGAAUCCGAGGGUAGUAAUAGUUCUGGUGAAGACGAAACUCACAAUCGGGUCCCCAAAUAUAACCAGAUAUUCGGGCAGGGAUACUUGUAUGAUGUGGUGCGGUUGGGUGAUUUAGGAAAGUCCGAGAGUAGCACUAAUCUUAAUGAACUUGCUGAGAAUGUGAUGGCUGCUGAGGCUGAUAAUCAACCAAUGGGGUUUUUUAAUAAUGAGUCCACUGUAAAUCAACCCGCAUUGGACACAUCUUUGAAUCUGGAAUCGAGUCGUGCGGAGGGAGACCUGUAUGAUAUCGUAAGGAAUCACUUGGGUGAUUUAGGUAAACCCCGGAGUAGCAUGAUUCUUGAUGAACUUCCUGAGAAUGUGAGUGUUGCCGAGGCUAAGAAGAAGACUUUUGAUGAAGUUUGUCAGGAUAUUCAACAGGGGGAGAUUAAUCUUGACUGGACAUUCAAUCUUGGGGAGAUGAUAAGUUCGAACCCGAUGUUAGGAGGGGUUGGUCAUAUGGCACUGCCGCAGCAAAAUCAGUGGAUGCAAUAUCACAUUCCAACUAUUCAUCCACGACAGCAACAAGACAUGCUGCCGCCUGGCCAUCGGGUUCAACAGCCUAUUCUUGGUGUGGAAAAUGUGAUGUUAGAUAGAAUCAUGGCUUCCUUUUUGAUGGGAAGUUUAUCGGACACACAGAACCAGGAAUCUUCAGCAAGGGCACGAGCAAGGAGGCAGCAGAGGACGAUCCUGAUUAAGGAAACAAGAUCACAAGCGAGGAAGGAGGCCUAUCUGCAAGAGCUGGAGAGCAAGCUUUCGCGUCUGAAGUUGGAAAAUGAAAGGCUUAAGCGCAUGAAGGAGGCGGAGAUGCUAUUGCCUAGCAAACCAGCACCAGAGCCGAGGUAUCAACUUCGCAGAACCAGCUCAUCCCCUAUAUGA